CCCUUUUCCUCCGCCGGCUGUCGUCACCGCGGUCCUCACGUGCAGGUGCCGGCCGGGGAGGAGAAGGUGGUCGGUCGGUCGGUCGGCCGGCCCUGGGACGCCCGAGCAUGAAGUGUCACUACGAAGUGCUGGGGGUGAAACGCGACGCUUCGGAUGAAGACCUCAAGCGAGCCUAUCGGAAGCUGGCCCUCCGCUGGCAUCCAGAUAAAAAUCUAGACAAUGCAGAGGAAGCAGCAGAACAGUUCAAGCUGAUCCAGGCUGCGUAUGAUGUGCUGAGCGAUGCACAGGAGAGAGCGUGGUACGACAACCACAGGGAAGCUCUUUUGAAAGGAGGCAUUGAUGGAGGCUAUCAAGAUGACAGUCUGGAUUUGGUCCAGUACUUCACCGUUACGUGUUAUUCUGGCUAUGACGAUGAUAAAAAGGGGUUCUACGCAGUGUAUCGGCACGUCUUCGAAAUGAUUGCAAAGGAAGAAGAGGAAUCCAUAGUCGAUGAAGAUUUUGAAGGAUUCCCAAACUUUGGAGACUCUCAGAGCGACUAUGAUACGGUGGUCCAUUGUUUUUAUGCGUACUGGCAGAGUUUCUGUACACAGAAGAAUUUUGCAUGGAAGGAAGAAUAUGACACUCGGCAGGCGUCCAACCGCUGGGAAAAGCGAGCCAUGGAAAAGGAGAACAAGAAAACCCGAGACAAAGCAAGGAAGGAGAGGAACGAACUGGUCCGUGAACUGGUGGCCUUUGUGCGGAAAAGAGACAAGCGAGUUCAGGCCCACCGGAAGCUCUUGGAAGAGCAGAAUGCAGAGAAAGCUAAGAAGUCAGAAGCGCUCCGGAGGCAGCAGAAACUGAAACAGGCCAAGCUGGCGGAGCAGUACAAGGAGCAGAGCUGGAUUACCAUGUCUGACCUAGAGCGAGAACUGCAGCAGAUGGAAGCUCAGUAUGAAAAGGAGUUUGGAGAUGGGUCUGGCGAGGAAGAAGAGGAAGAAAAAGAAGAGAGGAAAGAGAACCAAGAAGAGGACAAAUUAAGUGAAGAACACGAUGCUGCCAACCUUUUUGAUGAGCUCUACUGUCCCGCUUGUGAUAAAUCCUUUAAGACAGAGAAAGCGAUGAAGAACCAUGAGAAGUCCAAGAAGCACCGGGAGAUCGUGGCUUUGCUCCGGCAGCAAUUAGAAGAAGAGGAAGAAGCAUUUUCUGUCUCCACGGUUGAUGAGAACGGGUGGAACAGCGAAGAGGAGGCAGAAGAACCAAUCCCCAAACAAAAGCUGUCAAAGAAACAGCGAAGGAAGCAAAGAACAGCAGGCACCCAGGAGGAUCCUUCCAAGGACAGCAGUCCUGAGCAGCAAGUCGAAGAGCCAAGGCCGGUGAGCUGCAAUGACCCAGAGAGGAUAUCUCCAGAAUCAGAAAAUGCCAGUAAAAGCUACAAUUCAGACGAUGCUGGAGAAAUUUCAGCGCCUACAGUAGAAUCCAAAACUGAGGUGAAAAGCAAUCCUAAAGGUAAAGGAAAGAAAGCAAAAGAAGCCAAGAAAACAUCUGCAAAAGUUUCUUCAGAGGACCAGGUAAAGCUUGAGGCCCCCCUGCAGUGUGUUACCUGCAGCUGUGAAUUUCAGUCGCGGAACAAAUUGUUUGAACAUCUGAAAACCACGGGGCACGCCAAAGCGUUUGCCACUUCCACUGCCAACACAGCCAUCAGCAGCAGAAGCAAGAAAGAAAAGCGGAGGAACAGAUAGGGUUUCUGGAAAGCCUCGAGAACUGUGGGGUUAUUGUCCCAUCCAAAGGCACCUUGUUAGCCCAAAGAGGCCCAGGCUUUUCCCGUGUGACUUAACCGGGAUGAAGACUGCUGGGCCCAGCCAUAAACAGAGCAGAAACACAUUUGAACCUGUGCAGCACUUGAUACAGUAUCUGUUUGUGUCUGUAUUUUGUUUCAUAAAUUGGGCUAAAGCCUCCAGAUUGUUCAUAAAGAGAGUUUUCCUGCUCCUUAAGAUUUGUAAAAACCUACAUGUACAGGCAAAGGGAAUAAAUUAUUUUACUGUA
Molecule: messenger RNA, 2022 nt
Organism: Pantherophis guttatus
Lineage: Eukaryota; Metazoa; Chordata; Lepidosauria; Squamata; Colubridae
Gene: DNAJC21
Product: DnaJ heat shock protein family (Hsp40) member C21
Cellular component (GO): cytoplasm
Molecular function (GO): nucleic acid binding; zinc ion binding
Source: RefSeq, a predicted model, not a curated record